AUGGCGAUCUCGGGUCUUUUUUUCGUGAGCGAGCGUCAAGAGGUCCAUCGGCCGGGCUCAAGCGCCGGAUUGGGGUUGGGGGAUCACGUAACGAGGAGUCCAAACAUUCCCGGGUCGGGGAGGGUUCCUGCAGAAAAGAAUGGUGCUGAGUACCUACACAAGGGAUCUACACUCAGGCUAGCUAGCAGGUCAUCUAGAGUACGGUAG
Messenger RNA from Morchella sextelata, 207 nucleotides. RefSeq lists its product as uncharacterized. The coding region runs from base 1 to 207 and encodes 68 amino acids. Lineage: Eukaryota; Fungi; Ascomycota; Pezizomycetes; Pezizales; Morchellaceae. The record is from RefSeq and is a predicted model, not a curated record. The transcript is spliced from 4 exons.